Molecule: messenger RNA, 1095 nt
Organism: Myxocyprinus asiaticus (Chinese sucker)
Lineage: Eukaryota; Metazoa; Chordata; Actinopteri; Cypriniformes; Catostomidae
Gene: srp14
Product: signal recognition particle 14
Exons: 5
Coding region: 95-427 (110 amino acids)
Biological process (GO): SRP-dependent cotranslational protein targeting to membrane
Cellular component (GO): signal recognition particle, endoplasmic reticulum targeting
Molecular function (GO): 7S RNA binding; endoplasmic reticulum signal sequence receptor activity
Source: RefSeq, a predicted model, not a curated record
CGCAGCAGCAUUUGAGGGGCGGAGCUUCACUGCAGCUGAGCGCAACGUGUUCUUAUAAUCACACACUGUUAGCAGCUCAUUCAUCAAUAAAGACAUGGUGUUGUUAGAGAACGACGCGUUUCUCACAGAACUCACCCGACUGUUCCAGAAAUGCAGGACCAGUGGCAGUGUGGUCAUCACUUUAAAGAAAUAUGAUGGCAGAACAAAGCCGGUCCCCAGGAAAGGGCAUCCAGGGACAUUUGAACCAGCUGAUAAUAAAUGUCUGAUCAGAGCUUCAGACGGCAAGAAGAAAGUCAGCACGGUGGUCAGCACCAAAGAAGUAAUAAAAUUUCAAAUGGCAUAUUCUAAUUUGUUGCGAGCGCACAUGGACGGAUUGAAAAAGAAAGACAAAAAGAGUAAAAGCAAGAAAAGUAAAGCCACACAGUGAUGGACAGAGAAAAAGAAAGACGUGCGUUUUAAUCAGACCUCUCAAUGACGUCGAACACUCACCUGUGCCACUCCACCAUCCCAUCAGUCUGUUGGCAUCAAACAUCCGCUCUCGCUGCACUUCUGAUGGGGAACCUGAUAUACAUCGUGUGUGUGUGUCUGGAGAGAUCCAUCAGGAAUCGCAUGAAAACAUGCCAACGUUUGACUUCUGCUUUACCAAACCAAGAAAACUAGAUUUGAUCGGGAUGAUGUAAAGUUCUUGUUUACUACAAAAUACUAGAUUUAAUACAUCUUACAGAAUGAUUCCAGUUCUUUAAUUAGGUUUAGUACAGUGGAGGCUUAAGGAAAUUUGUUUUGUUUUUUGAUAGUUGUGCCUUUCGAAGGGACACCUUUUCAUUUUUGACAUCUCUAAUCAUAAUGAGAAUCCCAAACGUUGAUAUUUUUGGACCACAGAAUUAAAUGAGGUCCAAUCAAGCUGAAGGACUUGUUUUUUUCUGUUGGUUGGUUUUGUGAUGGACACCCUUUAGCACAAUCUUGUACAUAAACCUUCCAGUGACUUUUAGGAAAUGAAAUGAAUAGACUUAACAUGUUUAAAUUCAUUUUAUACAUACACAAGGUUCAUUUGAAGAAAUAAAUACACUAUAUACACAGCUAAGCUGAAAUGAGUGA